AUGAGUCUUCGUUAUAUCACCUUUCUGACUCUCCUGAGUCUGUCGAGCUUGGGACUAUGUGAGGACCCGGCCCGGCGUGCUUUCAGCCUCGAUAUAUACGCAGAGUGCGCACAAGGAUGCCUCGUUUCCGCUAUAUACGGCGGUCUUUGCCCUGCCACAGACCAGACGUGCAUGUGCACUGAUCCGACGUUCCAGUCCAAUGUAACCGUCUGCGUGAUCGCAUCUUGCUCAAUUCCGGAGUCUCUCACCACCAAGAAUACCACCGCUACCGCCUGCGGGGCCCCGGCUCGAGAUCGAUCGCGCGACCUAGUUAUAUUGUCUGAUACUCUGGUCAUCAUCACCGCCGUCAUGCUCGUUGCCCGCUUCGUCUUCAAACUCUUCGUCCUCAAAAUGGCCUUCAGCCCGGACGACUGGCUGGUUCUCGCCGCAGCCUUGUCCGCUGCGCCCACCGCCUCCAUCAUCGUCUAUGGCACCACAGCCAACGGCCUCGGUCGGGAUAUCUGGACGCUCACCGACGAGCAGAUCACAAAGGUGCUCAAGUAUUUUUACAUCACCACGUGCAUUUACUUCAUCACCACAACCCUCCUCAAGAUGACAUUUGUGGCCUUCUACAUGCGCAUCUUCCCGUCGCCCAACACCAGGCGUCUACUCUGGGCGAGCCAGAUCUUCAUCAUCAUCACCGGAGUCGUCUUCACGCUGGCCGGUAUCUUCCAGUGCAUACCGAUCAACAGCUUCUGGACCAGGUGGACGCACCCCGAGGACCGUCAGUGCAUCAACAUUAACGCUGUCGCCUGGAGCAACGCCGCCAUCAACAUCGCUCUCGACCUCUGGGUCCUAGGAAUCCCCAUGUGGGAGCUCCGUCGUCUCCAACUACACUGGAAGAAGAAAAUCGGCGUUGGAAUCAUGUUCAGUGUCGGAGCCUUCGUCACUAUCGUGAGCAUCAUCAGGCUUCAAUCCCUCAUCUCGUUUUCCCACACAUUCAACACGACAUGGGAAUUCUACAACGUGACAUUGUGGUCGACGCUCGAGGUCGGCGUUGGCGUUGCCUGCGCCUGCCUGCCAUCUUUGCGUCUCAUCAUCGUCAGGAUGUUCCCCGUCUUGGGCGGCUCCACGGACAACAAGACGCCCCAGUACUACCGACAGACUCCCAAAGCGGGGCGCUUGCAGUCGUCGACCCACAGUGGAAAGACCCAUAGCCACCUGGCCUCGGCCAACAGGGUCAACGACAGUAACGACCGCGACGUCAGCGACAUCGCCAUGGAGAUGAGAUACGGCAUCCAUUACACCGAGAAUGAUGAGAUGCACCUGGUGGACAUGGAGAAGAGCCAGUCGAACAACCGCAGCCACAUAGCCCCUGCGGACGGGCUCCCGGGGAACAACAAUGGCGACGACAUCUCAGAGGAGUUGGGACAGAGCCAGUCGGCCACUUCCAGCGGAAGUCAUGGAGAUGAUACUUCCACUAGGAGAGCCACCGGGAAGAACAAAUUCGACGGCACCCUGGGUACCAGCUCGAAGGCUACCCUUAACAACCACCAGCACGGCAGUGACGAGGCGGGCCAGAGUCGGUCAACCGGCCCCAAAGUCUGUCACGGCCACAGAGCCUCCGUCUCAAAAGCCCCCGGGGUUAGUAGCGGUGUCGACAAGUCAGGCAUCGUCAUACAGACAACGUAUGACAUCCAGUACAGCGACAACGACGAGGCGUGCUUGAUGGCGCAGUCUCAGCGCCCAGGAACAGCAAGCCCGGGGGGGGCGCCAGGAACGGCCAUCUAG
Molecule: messenger RNA, 1770 nt
Organism: Geosmithia morbida
Lineage: Eukaryota; Fungi; Ascomycota; Sordariomycetes; Hypocreales; Bionectriaceae
Product: CFEM domain
Exons: 4
Coding region: 1-1770 (589 amino acids)
Source: RefSeq, a predicted model, not a curated record